ACCGGGCAGCUGUCACAUGACCAAGGCUAUACGGCUGCUGAGAGGGGCCAAUCUUAGACGGAAAAUAGGGGGCGAGACAGAUUUGUGUGACCGGGAGAGGGGGCAGCGCCCGGCCUGAGAUAUGCAGAAGAUCAAGAACCUCAUGACCCGUCAGGGCCUCAAGAGUCCACAGGAAAGCGUCCACGAUCUUAGUCCUGUGGAAAACCUCCAGAUUCCAGCAAAGGAGGAGCAGCGAGAGCCCAGAGAACACGCGACUGAUCCUCUAGCCGAGCAAGAGCUUAUCAACAGCAUUGAAGAGAUUUACUUUUCAAAUGACUCUCUUGACAUUGUGGAAUAUGAGCUUGAGAAACUGCCCCCGGUUCUCACACUGCAUGAGAUUGAGGAAUACAGAGAGAAGCUGAAGAGACAGCAGGCUGCGGUUUCCAGGAAAGUAGCAGAUCUGAUAUUGGAAAAGCAGCCCUCGUAUGUUAAGGAAUUGGAGCGCGUUACGUCCUUGCAGACGAGUCUUCAGCUGGCGGCUGUUAUUUGCGCUAAUGGGAGAAGGCACUUAAAUACCGCGAAAGAAGGCUUUACGGAGGCCAGCCUGGGACUAUUGGCAAACCAGAGGAAACGGCAGCUAUUGAUUGGCCUGCUGAAGUCUCUGAGGACCAUUAAGACACUGCAAAGAACGGACGUCCGCCUCAGCGAAAUGCUGGAGGAAGAAGACUACCCCGGAGCCAUCCAACUGUGCUUGGAGUGUCAGAAGGCGGCAAGUACCUUUAAACACUACAGCUGUAUAAGUGAACUGAAUUCAAAGCUGCAGGACACUUUAGAACAGAUCGAGGAACAACUAGAUGUGGCACUCUGUAAGAUCUGCAAGAACUUUGAUGUCACUCACUAUACAAAAGUGCAGCAGGCGUAUAGACUUCUGGGGAAAACACAGACGGCAAUGGACCAGCUGCACAUGCACUUCACGCAGGCAAUCCACAACACCGUGUUCCAAGUUGUUCUGGGAUAUGUGGAGCUUUGUGCAGGAAACUCGGAUACAAAAUUUCAGAAGCUGCCUUACAAGGACCUAUGUAUGCACAUAACGUCAGACAGCUACAUUCCAUGCUUAACCGACCUCUGCAAAGCACUCUGGGAAGUUAUGCUGAGUUACUUUCGCACAAUGGAGUGGCAUGAAAAAUUUGAUCAGGAGGAACCCCAAGCCACGUCUGAUAGUAACAGUGUGCCCGCUACAGAAGAGAACAAUUUUGAUCGAAAUUACAUAAAAAAGAAACUGGAGCACGGACUGACACGCAUAUGGCAGGACGUUCAGCUGAAAGUCAAGACGUAUCUCCUUGGAACAGAUAUGUCCAACUUCAAAUAUGAUGACUUCAUUGUUGUUUUGGAUAUAGUCAGCAGGCUUAUGCAGGUCGGGGAGGAGUUCUGUGGCAGCAAAUCUGAGGUCCUGCAAGAAUCCAUUAGGAAGCAGAGUGUGAACUAUUUUAAGAAUUAUCACAGAACACGCCUUGAAGAGCUCCGAAUGUUCCUCGAAAAUGAGACCUGGGAGCUUUGCCCGGUCAAAUCCAGUUUUAGCAUAUUACAGUUACACGAAUUUAAGUGUUUGGGACAAUCCCGCUCUCCGUCCAUGUCACCAAGUAAGCAGGCCACUUCAGCCGAUUCUGCUGCCGUCUCAUUAUUUGAGCAGUACACCAGUGGAGGGAAUCCUUUUGAGAUACAAUCCGUAUUGAAAGACGAUGAAACUGAGGAUGUUUUGGCUUCAAAUGGGUACGAAUCCGACGAGCUGGAGAAAAGUGCUUAUCAGGAGUACGACAGUGACAGCGACGUCCCCGAGGAACUAAAGAGAGAUUAUGUUGAUGAGCAGACUGGAGAUGCACCGUCAAAAAGUGUUUCCAGAGAGACCCUGAGGAGCCGCAAGAGAUCCGAUUACAGCCUGAACAAGGUGAACGCUCCCAUCCUGACAAACACUACGCUGAACGUAAUAAGGCUUGUGGGAAAAUACCUGCAGAUGAUGACCAUACUGAAGCCAAUCGCCUUUGAUGUCAUUCACUGCAUGUCGCAGCUUUUCGACUACUACCUUUACGCCGUAUACACGUUUUUCGGCAGAAAUGAUGCGUAUGAAUCCACCGGGCUUGGACUGAGCAGCAGCAGACUGCGGACCACCCUGAACAGAAUUCAGGAAAGUCUCAUUGACGUGGAAGUGGCUGGUGAAAACGUGGGAUCUCUGGCCCCGGGAGAAGAAAGGAAAGAGAAGGUUCCGAGUCCGCACUUUAGCCAACUGGUGGCGCUAACAGAGAGUAACACCCUGUAUGGGCUCGCCCAGAGAGUAGUCGCUACAGAGUCCCUGGUUUUCUUGGCUGAACAGUUUGAAUUUCUGCAGACGCAUCUGGACUCUGUGAUGCCGGCAGCUAAGAAACCCUUCCUGCAGCAGUUCUACUCGCAGACCGUGUCCACCGCCAGUGAGCUGCGCAAGCCAAUUUACUGGAUCGUCGCUGCAAAAGCCAUCGAUUAUGAACAGCUCCUGCAACUGAUGGCGAACGUGAAAUGGGACGUGAAGGAAAUCAUGUCCCAGCACAAUGUGUACGUCGACGCCUUACUGAAGGAAUUUGAGCGGUUUAAUAAGAAGUUGUCAGAUCUCUCGAAACACGUCCGGAUCCCUCUUCCCGUCUCCAACAUCCUGUGGGAACACUGCAUCCGGCUCGCCAAUAGGACGCUGGUGGAAGGUUAUGCCAAUGUGAAGAAGUGCAGCAACGAGGGCCGAGCUCUGAUGCAGCUCGAUUUCCAGCAAUUCCUGAUGAAACUGGAGAAGUUGACUGACAUCCGGCCAAUCCCUGAUAAGGAAUUCGUGGAGACUUACAUCAAAGCCUAUUACCUGACCGAGAACGACAUGGAGCGCUGGAUCAAGGAGCACCGGGAAUAUUCCACCAAGCAGCUCACCAACCUGGUAAACGUUUGCCUUGGAUCCCACAUAAACAAAAAGGCCAGGCAGAAGCUGCUGGCAGCUAUAGACGACAUGGACCGGCCCAAAAGAUAAUUCCCAAGGACCUGGCGGAUCUGAUCUAGCGCAGAAGUGCCACCGCUGGAUUGUAAUAAAUACGUAUAAUCAUGCAAAACGCAUCCUUCUCGUGUCUGAAAAAGUAUCGCCCUCGUCACAUUAUAUUUUAUUUGUACAGGUGUAUAAGGAAAGCUUUCUUAUUUCUGUUGGUUUGUAAGUUUUUUCUGUGUGGAAUCUGCUGAGAUUUUAAUUAUGGGGGAAGACUGGCGCUUCAUAAAGUGCGAAGGAGCAAGAGGCACCAAAGAGGCUCAGACCUCUUAAUAAAUUUGACACAUUUCGCAACCCGUGCUCCAGGAAAGCAAGCCAUACCUCGUUUUCCAGCAGUGACUGGCGUGAGGUACGGUAAUUCUGUCUUUCUAUGGGAAGCCACGUCGCCUCGCUAUGACCCUCCAGUGUGGCGAGAGAGACGUAAAAUUUGAAACAAUUUCUGAGCUAAAAUAUUUAAUAAUCACAUUGUAAAUCCCCCC
Molecule: messenger RNA, 3504 nt
Organism: Bufo bufo (common toad)
Lineage: Eukaryota; Metazoa; Chordata; Amphibia; Anura; Bufonidae
Gene: VPS50
Product: VPS50 subunit of EARP/GARPII complex
Exons: 28
Coding region: 122-3016 (964 amino acids)
Biological process (GO): retrograde transport, endosome to Golgi; endocytic recycling
Cellular component (GO): EARP complex
Molecular function (GO): SNARE binding
Source: RefSeq, a predicted model, not a curated record